ACUGCUCUGUCGGUACAUAUCCACAGAUCUGCAGAAGGAAUUUCCCAUUCGCGAUUCUCAUCACACCUUGCAGAGAUCCUAAUUCCUUACAAAUGAGCUCUGCAGAUCAACGCCGCAAGAGAAAACGCAUUCUCCGACACUACUACUACUACAAUUCGGAUUCGCCAUUGUUGUCUCUUCGCCAUCUCUUCUCUGUGAGAUCUCUCCUUCUCUGCUUCAGCUUCCUCACCUUAGUUUAUAUCUUGCCCCACUCAAUCCCACUCGCUUCUUCUGCUUUCCACCCCGUUUUAGUAGUUUCGAGCUUAUCCCUGUUGUCGUCGUCGUCUUCCAGCUCCACUAGGGCCGAAUCAGUCGACGAAUUUGGGGGCAAUCUUUUGCAGCCCCCAAAAGUAGAAUCUAGGGUUUUGUUCCCCGACCAUGUCUUACUGUUAAUUGGUCGGGAGAAGAUUCAUGGUAACUACCCUGCUGAUGAAUUAGAGUGUGUUUAUCAUCGUCAUAACCGAAAUAUAACCGUUAGAGAUUUCAGCGAAGAUUUGUCGGUGAAAAACGUUCUGUCUUUCGACGAUUACGAUGAAUUUAGGGCUAUUGUGAGAUGCCCUCUUCCGCCUGUAAAUUAUUCCUCAGCUGACGUGAUUUUGAAGUGGAAAGAUCAAAAUCGGGUUUGGAUUGGUAAUAAUCAGACAGGAGUCGAUUCUUGUUCUUGGGAUAAUGUUGUCUAUGCUGCUGCGAUGGAUAAGAACACUGCUGUUGUGUUUGUAAAAGGAUUAAAUUUGAGGCCUGGUCGGGAGUCGAAUCCGAACUUGUUUACUUGCCAUUUCGGGUUCGGGAAUGGCAAGUAUGUGGUUCGGACAUCGGCAUUAACCGCCGCGCAGGAGGUUGUCCGAUGUCCGAUCCCGACGGACUUAAGAAGCAGCUCGGGAUUGAGUGUGACCGUUGGAGUUAGGCGCGGCCCCCGGGGGCGCACGCUAAUGCAGUCUGUGGCGAGAAUAUUCAAUUCGUUGUCUGAAAAGGAGAGGCGAAUUGAUAACGGGAAAUUCGAGCUUUGCGUAUGCACGAUGGCGUGGAAUCAAGCAUCCGCGAUCCGCGAAUGGAUAAUGUACCAUUCGUGGCUCGGGGUUGAGAGAUGGUUCGUUUAUGACAACAACAGCGAGGACGGGAUGGACGAGGUUGUCCGGGCGCUCGACCGCGAGAAUUACAACGUCACGCGGCACGUGUGGCCGUGGAUCAAGACGCAAGAAGGUGGAUUCUCGCAUUGUGCCAUAAGGGCGCGGGACGAGUGCGAAUGGGUCGCGUUCAUGGACGUCGACGAGUACUUUUACUUCCCGUACGCGACCCCGAAGCACCUGAGGUUCCGGAAAUCGAGCGUCGCGAAUAAGCACGCCCUCCGCGAUUUGUUAGCGAAUAUUUCGUCGUCGUCGUUGUCAUCGAGGCCUAUUGCGGAAAUCAGGACUACUUGCCAUAGCUUUGGGCCGUCAGGGCUGACCGUGCCGCCCCCUCAGGGGGUCACCGUUGGGUACACGUGUCGUCUACAAAGUCCCGAAAGGCAUAAGUCGAUCGUGAAACCGGAGGCUUUGGAUACAACGCUGCUAAAUGUUGUUCACCAUUUUUACCUCCGGAAGGGAUUCAAGUACAUAAACUUGCCGCAGAACACGGCGAUCAUUAACCAUUAUAAGUACCAAGUUUGGGAGGUUUUCCGAGCCAAGUUUUAUCGUCGCGUCGCGACGUACGUCGCGGAUUGGCAGCAGAAUCAGAAUGAAGGUUCUAGAGACCGAGUCCCCGGGCUAGGGACGGAGGCCAUCGAGCCACCUGAUUGGCCGCAGAAGUUCUGCGAGGUCUGGGACUCGGGCCUGCGGGACUUCGUUCUCGCCAUGCUCCCCGAUUCUUCCACAGGUUUGUUGCCGUGGGAGAUGACGACAACGAUAACAACAACAACAACGACGACGAUGAUGACAAAGAAGUACCGAUCCCGGGAAUAGAGAUUUCGAUACAUAUUCGUUUAUUGUUUUUACGACUAUUUGAUUUCUGUCUUUUUUGGCGAUUGCUCGUAGACGACAGGUUAGAAAGGCAAUAGGUUUCGAUAGAAGAUACAUAUACAUACAUAUAUAUAUAUAUAUGUAUUGUGAUUUGUGACCUUGAGAGCUAUAGACGUCCUCCCGUCCUCCUUGUAUAAUCGAACGUUUGCUUCACUGAUAUGGAUAUGGAAAAUAUGGAAUUCCAAA
Andrographis paniculata is the source of this 2219-nucleotide messenger RNA. Its product is annotated as glycosyltransferase family 92 protein RCOM_0530710-like. Bases 93 to 1976 code for a protein of 627 amino acids. Lineage: Eukaryota; Viridiplantae; Streptophyta; Magnoliopsida; Lamiales; Acanthaceae. The transcript has a single exon. The record is from RefSeq and is a predicted model, not a curated record.